AUGUCGUACUGCAAGAUCGAGGCCCCGUACCCGACGGCAGAGGCCGGGGAGAAGCGGGUCAUCUUCGCCCUUGACCACAAGGGCGAUGAGGCGGAGCAGGAGCAGUACAUGCUGCAGCUUAUCCCUGGCCGUGUGUUGGAGCUGUCGCGCGAAGACGCCGCGAAUCAUCAGGCGCUCGGCGGCAGCAUUGAGCAGCACAGCGUAGAGGGUUGGGGCGCCACGUUCUUCCACGUGAAGCUGGAGAAACAGGCCGCCUCCACCCUCAUGCACGUCCACGAUGAGGACCACGGCGAGAAGGUUCGCAAGUUCGUCGCCAUGUCCACCGCACCCAUGUUCCCGUACAGGAGCCGCUACCCGGUCGUGGUGUAUCUGCCCAAAGACGCGGAGCUGCGCUACGGCGUCUGGUGCGGAGGCCGGCAGAUGCAGGCAGCCACAGAGUAA
Molecule: messenger RNA, 441 nt
Organism: Leishmania mexicana MHOM/GT/2001/U1103
Lineage: Eukaryota; Euglenozoa; Kinetoplastea; Trypanosomatida; Trypanosomatidae
Product: putative ecotin
Exons: 1
Coding region: 1-441 (146 amino acids)
Molecular function (GO): serine-type endopeptidase inhibitor activity
Source: RefSeq, a predicted model, not a curated record